GGACAGUUUUGUGAUUAUUGCAAUGCUGCUGAUCCCAGUAAAGCUCACCCGAUAACCAAUGCAAUUGAUGGCACGGAGCGCUGGUGGCAAAGUCCUCCUCUUUCUAUGGGCUUGAAGUACAAUGAAGUCAAUGUCACUUUAGAUCUGGGACAGCUCUUCCAUGUUGCCUAUAUCCUUAUCAAGUUUGCAAAUUCUCCUCGUCCAGAUCUCUGGAUCUUAGAAAGAUCAGUGGACUUUGGAAGGACUUACACUCCCUGGCAAUAUUUUGCUCACUCUAAAGCAGAUUGCUUGGAGCGCUUUGGAAAGGAAGCUAAUCUUCCGGUGAGGAGGGACAACGAUGUCCUUUGCACCACAGAGUACUCUCGCAUUCUGCCUCUUGAAAAUGGAGAGAUUGUAGUAUCUCUGGUAAAUGGCCGCCCAGGAGCAAAAAACUUCACAUAUUCCCCCAGUAUUCAAGAAUUCACAAAAGCAACAAACAUCCGCCUUCAUUUUCUCAGAACUAAUACGCUUCUUGGACACUUGAUAUCAAAAGCUCAACGAGACCCCACUGUAACCCGUAGAUAUUACUACAGUAUAAAGGACAUCAGUAUUGGUGGUCGAUGUGUUUGCCAUGGCCAUGCUGAAGUAUGUAAUGCAAAGAUUGCUGAAAACCAACACCAGUUUCAGUGUGAAUGUCAACAUAACACUUGUGGGGAAACUUGUGAUCACUGCUGCCCUGGAUAUAAUCAGAAACAGUGGCAACCUGCAACAGCUGGGAGCACAAACCCAUGCGAACCCUGCAAUUGCCAUGGACAUGCCAGUGAUUGCUACUAUGAUGCUGAUGUUGAUCAGCGUCAAGAAAGUUUAAACAUCCAUGGGCAUUAUGAAGGUGGAGGAGUUUGCAUUAACUGCCAGCAUAACACAGCUGGUAUUAACUGUGAGAAGUGCGCAAAAGGUUAUUAUCGUCCUUAUGGUGUUACAGCAAGAGCUCCCGACGGCUGUAUACCCUGCAGUUGUAACUUGGAGCAUGCAGAGGGCUGUGAGGAAGGGACUGGCCGCUGCUUCUGUAAGCAGAAUUUCCAGGGAGAAAACUGUGAACUCUGUGCUGAUGGAUUCUAUGGUUACCCGUUUUGUGUCCGUAUUCCUGUAUACCCUUUUACUUCUCCAAAUCCAAGAGAUGCUGUGGCUGGUGACAUAAUUGUCAAGUUCUUGCGUGCCAGUGCCAUGGUGCGGGAAUGCUGGGUGGUGACUGCAAUGGAAACACCGGACAGUGCAGAUGUCGAACUGGAUUUCAGGGGUUUUCCUGUGAUACCUGCACAGAUGGUGUGCGAAUGUAACCUGGCAGGUACCCAGCCCCAAGUCUGCGAUUUUCUUGGGAGGUGUCUUUGUCGCUCAGGGGUAGCUGGACUUCAGUGUGACAGCUGUCAGCCUGGCCACCACUCGUUCCCGGCCUGUCAAGCUUGUCAGUGCUCUCCUGAUGGUUCCCAGCAUGGCCAGUGUGAGCCAACGAUGGGGCAGUGUGAGUGUCAGACGGGCGUCACGGGGCGACAGUGCAACCGAUGCCUUUCUGCAGCUGCCAGUUUCCCCUACUGCGAAGGUGUCAACAGCGAGUGUGACCCUUCAGGUAGCGUUGGUUCUUAUUCUGGCUAUUGUCAAUGUCUUCAGCACGUUGAGGGUCCUACCUGUAGUAAAUGCAAACCAUUGUACUGGAACCUGGCCAAAGAAAACCCCGAGGGAUGUACAGCAUGCCAGUGUGAUGUGAGUGGAACACUAAGUGGAGUUGGAGAAUGUCAGCAGGAAAAUGGGCAUUGUUAUUGCAAACCUAAUGUUUGUGGAGAUUCCUGUGACACUUGUGAAGCUGGUUAUUAUGGUCUCGAAAACAAGAAUUAUUUUGGCUGCCGAGGUUGUUGGUGUGAUGUUGGAGGAUCCCUGAGCCCAGCGUGUGCCGAGCCCUUGGGUGGCUGCCAGUGCAGGGCGCACAUCAUGGGGACAGCGUGUCGGGAGCCUGAAAAAAACUACUUUUUCCCUGAUUUGCACCACAUGAAGUUUGAGAUUGAAGAUGGUACUACUGCCGGGGGAAGGGAAGCUCGGUUUGGCUAUGAUCCCCAGGAAUUUCCUAGCUUCAGCUGGAGAGGAUAUGCCCAGAUGUCCUCUAUACAGAAUGAAGUGAGGAUAACUUUGAAUGUGGAAAAAUCAAACCUCUACUUAUUUCGCAUUAUCCUGAGGUAUAUUAACCCUGGAGGUGAAACAUUAUCUGGCUGCAUAUCUGCCUGUCAAUCUCGGCCUGAAACAGGGGUUGCUCAGAGCAAAGAGUUUGUCUUCCCACCCAGCAAGGAGCCAGCUUUUGUCACAAUCCCAGGAAAAAACUCUGCAGAACCUUUCUCACUGGUUCCAGGCACGUGGACUGUCAGUAUAAUGGCAGAGGAAGUCCUUUUGGACUAUAUGGUGCUGUUACCUAGUGAUUACUAUGAAGCAUCCAUCUUGCAGAUACAAGUUACAGAGCCUUGCACCUAUGGAGGACGUGCUUCAACAGAGCACUGCUUGCUCUAUCAGCAUUUGCCGUUGGGCAGAUUUUCCUGUGUCCUUGGUUCAGAGGCAGCGUAUCUCAGCCAUGGGGGAGAAUACAGAAAAAUACCUACGCGACAGCCAACUCCUGAUCAACCAGUGAUGUCCCAUAUCAGUGGAAGAGAGGUCAAUUUACAGAUAACCAUAGAUGUUCCUCAAGUCGGUCGCUAUGUUCUGGUUUUUGAGUAUGCCAAUGAAGAGGAUCGAUUGUACACUGUCGAGGUAAUAAUACAUAGCCCUGGACCUGUCACUGAAGGCAGAGUGAGAAUAUACAGUUGUAAAUACAGUUUCCUUUGUCGCAGCAUUGUAGUUGACGAUAGGAAUCGCAUUGCAGUCUAUGACCUUCUAGCAGAUACAAAGAUCCAUCUUAAGUUGUCAUCAAUUAAUUUUCUUCUGCACAAGGUUUGUAUUAUAUCAGCUGAAGAAUUUUCUCCAGACUACGUGGAUCCUAAAGUACAGUGCAUAGCUGCUUACGGGAGUACCCGUGAUGGAAGUGCAACAUGCAUUCCCUCAGUGUAUGAAACUCCACCAGCAGCUUUGGUUUUGGAUGCAUUCAAGGACGGGAAAAUUUCUGAAGUACAGAGAAAUAUACUCUAUGAUCCACUGAGUGCCCCUUUACCUUCUGACUCAGUUAAUGGAGUCACCCUGACACCGUUACAGAACCAGAUUACCUUGAGUGGCAGAGUGCCCCACUUGGGCAGAUAUGUAUUUGUGGUACAUUUUUAUCAGCCAGCACACCCAGUGUUCCCCGUCCAAGUGCGUGUGGAUGCGGGACGUGUGUGGUCAGGUUCCUUCAAUGCUUCAUUCUGCCCUCAUACCUCUGGCUGUCGGGAUCAGGUGAUUGCAGAAAACCAAAUUGAGCUUGACAUUUCUGAACCCAAGAUCACUGUUACAGUGAUGAUACCUGAUGGAAGAAUGCUGGUUCUGGAAAAUGUCUUAGUUGUUCCAGCAGACACCUACAGUUACAAAAUUCUUGACAAAAAGACAGUGGACAAGUCAUUUGAUUUUAUCAGCCAAUGUGGAGGAAACAGUUUUUAUAUUGACCCAGAAGGAUCAUCAGACUUCUGUAAGGACUCUGUAAGGUCACUAGUGGCUUUCUACAACAACGGAGCCCUGCCAUGUAAUUGCCAUAAUGCCGGUGCCAUGAGCCCUACUUGCAGCCCCCUGGGAGGACAGUGUAUUUGCAGACCUCAUGUCAUCGGUCGUCGGUGCAACCGAUGCCAAACUGGCUACUAUGGAUUCCCAUUCUGCAAGUUAUGCAACUGUGGACAGCGUUUGUGCGAUGACGUAACUGGUAAAUGCAUUUGCCCUCCGCAAACUGUGAAACCGAAGUGUGAAGUGUGCGAGAAACUUCACUUCAGCUAUCACCCUCUUGCUGGCUGCGAGAGCUGCAACUGUUCAGAAAAAGGAGUCGUUAAUGUGGCAAACCCAGAAUGUGAAAAAACCAACGGGCAAUGCAAAUGCAAACCAGGAAUAAAAGGACGGCAGUGUGACCAGUGUGCUCCUGGUACUUAUGGUUUCCCAAACUGUGUGCCGUGUAACUGUAACAGAGAUGGAACAGAACCGGAUGUUUGCGAUCCCCAGACAGGAAUUUGUCUCUGUAAGGAGAAUGUUGAAGGUGCAGAAUGUGAUACUUGCCAACCAGGAUCCUUUUAUCUGGACCCUUCUAAUCCCCAGGGAUGCACCUCUUGCUUUUGUUUUGGGGCAACCAGCAACUGUCGCAGCACAAAUCGUCGUAGAACCAAG
Molecule: messenger RNA, 4290 nt
Organism: Pterocles gutturalis (yellow-throated sandgrouse)
Lineage: Eukaryota; Metazoa; Chordata; Aves; Pterocliformes; Pteroclidae
Product: laminin subunit alpha-3-like
Exons: 34
Cellular component (GO): basement membrane
Source: RefSeq, a predicted model, not a curated record